ACCAUGCAAAUUUAUUGUCUUUCAGAAGCAGAACUCAAUUUCUCUCAGUAAUGACGCCUUGAUUAAGAGGGCAGUUUCCCUAGUAACUGAUAGUACCUCUACUCUCCUCUCUCAAACAACAUAUGCCCUGAUUGAAGCUUUGACAGAGUAUACAAAGGCAGUUUAUACUCUGGUGUCUCUCUAUAAGCAAUAUGCAAAUCUUCUUGGGAAGAUGAAUUCGGAUGAGGUGGAUGCAGUCUGGCAGGUGAUAAUAGGAGCCAGAGUUGAGGUGACGGCAAAACAGCAAGAAUAUCUAAGGCUGGAAUCCAGCUGGAUGACUGCGUUACGGCUUUCAGAGAUGGCAGCAGAAGCUGCAUAUCAAACAGGUGCAGAUCAAGCCUCAGUGACCGCCCGCAGCCACAUCCAGCUCGUGAAAUCACAGGUGCAAGAUGUGCGGCAGCUCUCCCGGAAAGCAGAGACCAAGUUAGCUGAAGCUCAAACAGAAGAGCUCAUAAAAGCUCAAGGAGAUGAAUCGUCAUUGCCACAGGGCAUUUUAGGAAGCACAGAAGCAGGAGAUGACCCUUAUCUUCGAGAAGAUUGAGAAGAACUUGCGG
Molecule: messenger RNA, 593 nt
Organism: Tinamus guttatus (white-throated tinamou)
Lineage: Eukaryota; Metazoa; Chordata; Aves; Tinamiformes; Tinamidae
Source: RefSeq, a predicted model, not a curated record